AUGGCUGUUCUAUCUUAUGAAUAAGAGUUCACGUCCUCUAUCCCUCCAGCUAGGCUUUUCAAGGCCUUUGUCCUUGAUGCUGACAACCUCUUCCCAAAGAUUGCUCCCAAUGCAGUUAAGUCUGUUGAAAUCAUUGAUGGAGAUGGAGGUGCUGGAACCAUCAAGAAGAUUACCUUUGGUGAAGGCAGCCACUUCAACUAUUCAAAGCAAAAAAUUGAAACAGUUGACAAGGACAACUUCGUCUACGCCUACAGUUUGAUUGAAGGAGAUGCUUUGAUUAACAAACUCAAGAAAAUCUCUUGUGAGAACAAGUUUAUAGCAGCUGAAGGAGGAUCCAUCAUCAAGAGUGUGAGCAAAUACCACACCAAAAGCGACAACCACGACAUCACUGAAGACAAAAUCAAGGCAGGGAAAGAAAAAGUUGCUCAUCUCUUCAAGGUUGUUGAGAAGUACCUCCAAGAGAAUCCUGAUGCCUACAACUAA
Molecule: messenger RNA, 483 nt
Organism: Ziziphus jujuba (common jujube)
Lineage: Eukaryota; Viridiplantae; Streptophyta; Magnoliopsida; Rosales; Rhamnaceae
Product: major strawberry allergen Fra a 1.05
Exons: 2
Biological process (GO): defense response; abscisic acid-activated signaling pathway
Cellular component (GO): cytoplasm; nucleus
Molecular function (GO): signaling receptor activity; abscisic acid binding; protein phosphatase inhibitor activity
Source: RefSeq, a predicted model, not a curated record